CAGACUUUUAGACAGACUUGGUUGCCAUAUUCUGCUUAUUUCUUCAAUGAAUUACGAAGGUAUGCUUCUAUACGUGUGCUUUUUUUGAUUGGUUUACUCCUUAGUGCCCUUCUAGGUCAGCGUGGUAGCGCGUACUUUCGCAACUGCAUAUUGAGUCGGAGUAUGUCUUAUAGCAAGAAGUCAGAGGCUCACCAUAGCAAUUUGAAGUCAUUCUUGGCUGGUGGAUUCGGCGGGCUUUGCGCCGUUACGGCUGGUCAUCCAUUUGACACGAUAAAAGUUCGUCUUCAAACCAUGCCACGAGUUAAACCCGGUGAAACGCCAAUGUAUCGUGGUGCUGUUGAUUGCGCUGUCAAGACCAUUAAAAAGGAAGGUGUCAGGGGUCUAUAUAAGGGGAUGCUUGUACCACUGUUUGGUGCAACUCCUCUGUUUGCGUUAUGUUUUUUUGGCUUCAGCUUGGGAAAGGAACUUCUUGCACAGGAUGCAAAGAAUAUUAAAAAGAGUGAAAUAUUUUUCGCGGGUAUGCUAUCCGGUGUAUUCACUACUGUUGUAAUGGCUCCAGGUGAAAGGAUCAAGUGUUUACUUCAGGUUCCGAAUCUUGGUUUCCGCCCUAAGUACACCGGCCCAGUUGAUGUUAUCAAGCACUUAUACCUUGAAGGUGGUGUGCGCAACCUCUUCAAGGGUACUGGUGCAACACUUUUACGAGACGUCCCAGCAUCAGGAGUUUUCUUCGUUAGUUAUGAUUGGAUAAGGGAGCUAACGUCAACCACUUCGAAAUCAGAUCCUGGAGUUGCGCAAACUCUGUUUGCUGGAGGAAUGGCCGGUGUUUUCAAUUGGUUAAUUGCUAUUCCUCCGGACGUGCUCAAAUCCCGACUCCAGAUAGCUCCGGAGGGCAAAUAUCCCUGCGGUCUACGAUCUGUUUUUGAGGAAUUGCUGACAAAGGAGGGUGUUCUCGCACUUUACAGGGGUGCAGCUCCGGUCUUGAUUCGAGCAUUUCCAGCUAACGCAGCUUUUACCAAUGAGGUGCAGCCCGAUGAUUGGAAUCUAUACCUAGGACGGGCUCUUCUUGCCUACCGAGCCUCUGCUCACACCUCGACUGGAGUCUCACCAGUCAAGAUGCUCACGGGCCGUGAAAUGAGAGUUCCUUCGGAUAUUUUGCUUCCCCGAAAGAAACCGACAGGUGAUAAUGCGCCUCAGAACCCAUCGGAAAUUCUACCACCCCUGGAGCAAGAAAUCCUACCGGAUAAUCAAAGCCCUGCCGCCCACGAAUUAUCUCGCUCGGAACGCGAAGAUCGCUACUCGGCCUCAAACACUGAUGUUGAUGUUGCUAAACUCUUGGUUUGGCUAGAAGAUAGGGUUAUAUGUUCUCUUCCUAUUAGCGAUCGGUUUAGGGACAUUGAUUCAAAGACUUGGCCAAAUUAUGUUGACAUGGUAAACUGUGGUGAUUAUAAAGGAAAUCGUGGUAGCAAAAGCUAUGCUACUUCUCAGGAAGCCGAUAUAUUUGCUGGUAUCGAUGGUAGGCUUUGGGGUUUUGUUCUGACGGCACAAGCCGACAGUUCUCAGUUUAGGGAAGGGGUACACAGACUUGCAGAAGCACUCAAUGUGCCUCAACAUCCAGAUCCAAAACAAACCUUUCGAGGCAUCUGUGUCUUGAUUGAAAGAAUGAUGUCAAAAGAAUCCCUAAAACGAGCUAGGGAGGAGCAUAGAGAAAAGAUUGAACUGUUGAGAGUAGACGACAUAUUCCUGGGUUUUGAGGUUGACGACCCAGCCUUAUUGCCCGCUGCCGUCGCUCUUCGUCUCCUACAUGUUUCGGAAUUGCGCAACCUGCAGGAUCUUAUCAACUUUGCUAUCGUCAAAGUUCAGCAACUGACCGCGGAUCCAAAAACGGAUGAGAAGCUUGGCCAAGUUGGGUUUUGA
Molecule: messenger RNA, 1914 nt
Organism: Hydatigera taeniaeformis
Lineage: Eukaryota; Metazoa; Platyhelminthes; Cestoda; Cyclophyllidea; Taeniidae
Source: the annotation of a GenBank genome assembly